AGGAAGUGUCGCUGUGAAUCAUGUUGAGCAAAGAUUGUUACCGACACAUUACUUUCUAUACAACCCUGGCUUCUUUCUAUUGCAUUAUUGGACGUAAAAACAAAUAAGUGAUUUUGCAGAUCACAAGGUGUUGAUGUUAUUCCGAUCCCUGCGUUGGUAUGUUGCAGGUAUAUCGUUUCCUGACAGCACGUGCUGCUUGAAGCCCUCCAGAAACAAGGGAAGCCUCCUCAUCACACAGAUCCAGCAUCCACGUCCUGCCUGGAAAUGCCUCUGUUCCGGGCUUCGGGUAAACGUGGUGGGGCCAUGGCUCGCCCCGGGCGCAGGAGGAGGAGAAAUAUGGAGGUGAUGGGGAGCUGCGGGAAGUCAGAUGAAGAUGGAGCCGUGCUUCCGUUGACACGACUGUGUCUAUUGAGCCUGGCAGACAACAUGAAGGAAGUGUGGGUGAAGGACUAUGCUGAUAACUACCUGGAUCAUUAUUCAUUCAGAUACAUCAUGGGGCCUUUCAAUUUUCUGACGGGUGAGCUGGUCGAGGAGCUGACAUUGCUGCUGUGCACCAGAAAGCAGAUGUCCCGGGCAGCCCUCCACCUCCUGCUAGUCCCUCAACUCCGUGGCCUGUCUCUAGAAAAGUGUCCUGGGCUGGUCACCGCCGCCCUCUGUGCCCACAUUGCUGCACGUUGCCAGUGUCUGUGGAGUCUGGACUUAUCUGGAGCCCAGCAGCUGACCUCAAAGGUCCUGUCUGAAACCCUCUGCUGUCUACCUGCCCUGCGCUCGCUCUCCCUGGCUGGUACACCUUGUGACAGACGUGUAAUCAGGACGAUUGCCCACUGCUGUCGUUUGCUGCGCCAUCUGGAUUUAUCUCGCUGUCAUUUCCUUUCCCCUGCUGCACUACUUCCUCUUGGAGGUGGAGCUUCCUUUUCGUCCUCUGGCUGUCCUUCUAACUCACCUUGUCGCUCCUCGACAUCCCAAUCUUUUAUAUCCUCCUCUUGCGCUUCACCCCUGUCUCCUCUCCCACUCAGCAGUCUGCUGGCUCUGGAUAUUGAGUUUGGGGAACAAGAGGGAGACCCUGUGGCGGCAGCAGCCUACCUCCUCCUCUCCCUGCCCUGCCUGGAGAGAGUGGCCAUGGAGGGCCUUGCACAGGCCUGCUGUCUCAUCCAGCACAAACAAUUUGGCCAGACAGAUGAGUUCACUGACAGAGAAGGAGUUCCCAGGCUGGAGGAGGUGUGGAGGGAUCGGAGGCACAGGCAGAACAUGGACAGUUGGAGUAAAACAAGUAAAGGAGCAGCAGGGGGUGAAGAAGAUGAUGAUGAAGAGGAGGAGGAGAUGUUAUUGUGGGAGGGGUAUGGUGAGAGUGAGGAAGAUGCAAGUAGAGAUUUAGUUCCAAGUUGCUCUCAGAACCAAGCAGAGGAAAAAGGAAGAGUUUCAUCAGGUGAUGAACACCUGAUCCUGCGCCUGAAGGACGUCAAGGGCUUAUCAUGUGACUCUCUGGACAGUUUAAGUCGUGCAUGUCCUGACAUCUACUCCAUAUCUGUGAACGUUGAUGAUUGUGAAGAUCCCAGAGGAAGAAGCCAGGGGUCUCUGUUAGCUGCUGGACUCCAGGCAUGUUCAGGCCAGCUGCGGAGCCUCUCGGUACACUACCCGGGCCCUCUGGUGGAUCUCCUUCCUGCCUUGCAAGUUGCAGGCUCUUCUUUGGUCUCUCUCACCCUGGAGGGGGUGAAAACUAGCCCUCACACCCCUCUACUGGAGGUCAUCAAGGCCUGUCCCAGACUCAAAGACCUGCUCAUCUCUGCCGAGCCUCCCACCACCCCACACGUAGAAGGAGACGAGGAGGAUCAGCGGGACGAGCGGGAUCUUCCACAGCUGCCUAACCUCUGCUCUCUCACUCUCAAUUUCUCCUACGAGCACAGCCAAAUGAAGCCUGUCAUGUCCUGGAUGUCCCUGAAGAGGGUACUCAAGUGUCUCCUGGCUGGUUCUCCUUUACUGGAGAAGCUCUCACUGGUGUCCCUGCCCUGCCCUCUGAACUGCAUUUUACAGGAGGUACUGAGCAGAUUGGACUUGGAUUCACCUCACAUCCCACUCGGACGUGUACAACGCAUUGACCUGCCGCGGACUGAUGUGAAGAUGAUAACAGUGAAAAGUGUUAUGCAACGAAGCAAGAAACUCAAGUAUGUAGAUGUGAGUCACUGCUGGCAUAUCAGUCACUUCGAGAUGUUGGACUGCAAGAUGGACAGUAAAGUCCAAGUCGUCUGGUUGUAGUGAGGAGAUGGGCAUCUUCCAAUACGGGAGCAGCACUGUUGAAGGUGGAUGAAUAAUGCUUUAAAUUAGUCAAAUAAAAAUACACACGUUUUACAGUGUGAAUUGCACUAGUAUCUCAGCUUGUAUGACUACAACCCUAGGGUAUAACUUUGGUUAUUUUUGUACCUAAGGUCUGUAGGUUUACAGACUGUUUUUGCACUAAAAGAUUGCAAUAUUCCCAAGUACUGUAUACAUAUCAAAACAUGGUAUUCCUUUAGUGCCUUGAAUGAAUCACAAACUGUAUCUUCUCCAUUGUGUUUUAAAUAAAUCUUUUGACUGUCA
This is a messenger RNA of Cottoperca gobio, 2574 nucleotides long. RefSeq lists its product as uncharacterized. The coding region runs from base 265 to 2253 and encodes 662 amino acids. The record is from RefSeq and is a predicted model, not a curated record. Lineage: Eukaryota; Metazoa; Chordata; Actinopteri; Perciformes; Bovichtidae. The transcript is spliced from 6 exons.